This is a messenger RNA of Populus trichocarpa (black cottonwood), 378 nucleotides long. Its product is annotated as egg cell-secreted protein 1.1. The transcript has a single exon. The coding region runs from base 1 to 378 and encodes 125 amino acids. The record is from RefSeq and is a predicted model, not a curated record. NCBI's taxonomy places the organism in Eukaryota, Viridiplantae, Streptophyta, Magnoliopsida, Malpighiales, Salicaceae. Gene Ontology annotation, biological process: double fertilization forming a zygote and endosperm.
AUGCAGCAGCUUGGGCUGCUACAAGGCCAAGGCAAGACCGCUGGCGCUUCAAUCUCAAACCUUUCGACUCGCUUAAAAUUAGAUGAAGAGUCAUCAAACUGCUGGGACUCUUUGUUGCAACUACAAGCAUGUACUGGGGAGAUUGUUCUUUUCUUCCUUAACGGCGAGACUCAACUUGGUCAUAGCUGUUGCCAAGCUUUGAGCACCAUUGGUGAACAUUGCUGGCCUAACAUGAUUGAUACACUAGGAUUUACCACUGAAGAGAGCCAAAUUCUUGAAGGCUACUGUGAUAAAGCUGCCGAUCCCACUACUCCAUCACCGUCAGCACCAUCUGUGGUGCCUGUUGAGAUUGUUCCAAAGCAAACUUUGGUUCCUUGA